AUGGCCUGGUGGACUAAGCCGCCACAAAGACUGAGCCCAGGGGACGACCAGGGACCAUGCCAGCGGAGAAGCCCUUCCUUAUUGACCCUCGCUUCCAGGAUGGAGAGUGGACGGGUAAAUCUCGCCAAGGUCACUGAAGAAAUACAUGUGUGGCUGCACGCUUCAGAGGUCCGCUGCAAAGUGAGGUGUGCGGCCAGGAUCGCCCGACGCAGUUUACGGCUGUCGCAAAGAAGACGCAGAAUACGGCGGCAGGAGGUCCUCAGCCAUCGGGUGCUCCAACCUCUCCAAGGCUUCUUCCCUCAGCUUCCUAUCGACCCCCCCAUAGUGCGCAGCGACUACAG
Molecule: messenger RNA, 341 nt
Organism: Pelobates cultripes (western spadefoot toad)
Lineage: Eukaryota; Metazoa; Chordata; Amphibia; Anura; Pelobatidae
Source: the annotation of a GenBank genome assembly